AUGGCGCUGAGCGCCUGCACGUUGCUUGGCAACCCCAAUUUCGGGCAGCCCGACGCCACCCCAACCGCGGCGACCGAUUCCGGGUCAACCACCUCCGGGACGGAUCAAUCUGCCGGCGAUUCUGGCCUCCUUCCGACUCAACCAGCCACGCAGCCGGGCAACAAUACGACCCAGUCGGGCGCGUCCACGCCGCAAGUGCAGGUGUCCGGGGGUCGGUCCGUAAAGCAGUGGAGCGUGCCGCCAACGCAGGUCAUCGACUCUGCCGCUCCCUAUACUGCCGUCAUCAACACGUCUGCGGGUUCUAUCACCGUGGAAUUACUAACCCGGGAAGCUCCCAAAACCGUGAACAACUUCGUGUUCCUGGCUCGGGAAGGCUUCUAUGACAACGUAAUAUUUCACCGCGUUAUCGACGGAUUUAUGAUCCAGGGCGGAGACCCAUCGGGAACGGGCUCCGGAGGGCCUGGCUAUCAGUUUGCCGAUGAACCGGUUAGCCGGCCAUAUACUCGGGGCACUAUGGCGAUGGCCAACGCCGGCCCAAAUACGAAUGGCAGCCAGUUUUUCCUGAUGCACGCUGACUACGGUCUACCACCCAACUACACCAUCUUUGGCCAGGCCAUUGCCGGUCUGGAAACCAUUGACGCAAUCGCCACUGCGGAGACACGCCCCAACGCAGAAGGUUCCUCCCCGGUAUCCCCGGUGGUGAUUAAUUCGGUGGAGAUAAUCGGCCAGUAG
This is a messenger RNA of Geodia barretti, 732 nucleotides long. The record is from the annotation of a GenBank genome assembly. NCBI's taxonomy places the organism in Eukaryota, Metazoa, Porifera, Demospongiae, Tetractinellida, Geodiidae.